Messenger RNA from Octodon degus (degu), 1095 nucleotides. It is a transcript of the gene Fbxo47, whose product is annotated as F-box protein 47. The record is from RefSeq and is a predicted model, not a curated record. NCBI's taxonomy places the organism in Eukaryota, Metazoa, Chordata, Mammalia, Rodentia, Octodontidae. The transcript is spliced from 8 exons. The coding region runs from base 1 to 1095 and encodes 364 amino acids.
AUGGCAUCUAGAGUAACUGCCAGUUCCACAAAGAUUCUCAACCAGAAAUACAGACGUAGUAAUCGUCAGUCCAGCUACUUUUCCAACAAACAAGAUUCAGAUUCUCAACCCUUAUCAACACUUGGAAGUUUUAAAGCCUUGCCACUGGAAGUCAUCCAAAUAAUCUUAAACUAUUUGUCAGGCGUGCUACUUAAAAGAUGCACAUUGCUGCUGCCCACCAAGGAAAGACUGAGGUGCACUCACAGGAUACUCUCAGAAGUCACCUGUUUUAAAUUCAGUGGUUGUACAGCUCCCUUGCAGUGCUUAGGAUUAUCGUGUUACGGCAUGAUUUUACAGACCCUGACAGCAGGCUGGGAUGACCGCGAGUGCCACCGCGUCUAUAACUUCUUGUGUGAGCUAACCAACCUCUCUCGCAAGAUGCAGACUGUUGUCUGUAACAAACCAGGAAGCGCCCGGAAGCUGGAGCUAAGGAUCAGACUAUUCUGCAGGCACGUCCUGCUUGAUCACUGGGUGCACCAGAGCGACUCCGCUUUCUGGCUGACACGAAUAUUAAAACCAUGGCCGAUGGUGAACCAGGCGCGGUUGCUGUAUAUCAUUUUUGGCCCCACGUCGCCUCAGGAUGGACUGGUGGCUUGGCAGAAAAUGACAGAAGGGCCUACAGAUGAAUCCAGUCUGAAAGGUUUGGCCGAUGCUAUUAAAUUACUGUAUGACACAGGUACCAGAGAGUGGACAGCAGACGAUAUUAUCAGUCUUAUAGACGAACUGUCAGUGGUUCCCCGGGAGUGGCUGCUGGAGAACAAUGCGCACCUCCUGAUCCUCAGCGGGAACAACAUCUGCUUCACGUUCAUGGCCAGCAAGGCUGUCAACGGCCGGGCCCUGGAGCUGGCUCGGCUCGUGGUGUUCCUGGCGCUGGGAACCCAGGGCCCUGUGCACAACCAGCCCUGCUUGAUACGCGUUUUGAAUCUCUGGGUGUUUGUGGCCGUGGGGACUGAACGCAGGGCUCUGUGCACACAGGCCAAGAGCCUGUCGCCGGCCUGCGCCGUGUCCCGAGUUCUUCGGAUGCAGGAGACGAGCGCUGCAUCUUGCUACCGCUGA